Molecule: messenger RNA, 792 nt
Organism: Prunus persica (peach)
Lineage: Eukaryota; Viridiplantae; Streptophyta; Magnoliopsida; Rosales; Rosaceae
Product: protein ACCELERATED CELL DEATH 6
Exons: 2
Coding region: 1-792 (263 amino acids)
Cellular component (GO): plasma membrane
Molecular function (GO): protein phosphatase 1 binding; protein phosphatase regulator activity
Source: RefSeq, a predicted model, not a curated record
AUGCACCACCACCCCAAGGUUGUCUACAGAUUGGCUUGGGAUACAAGGACAAACUUAAAGCUCUUGAAUGAUAGGCACAUGACAGCUCUUGACAUUACAGAAAGCACUUUGGAAACUAUUGCAUCAUAUCAUGGGAGGCUUACUUGGACGGUAUUGAAAUCUGCUUUCGCACAGCGAGCUCAGAGUUUGCAUGUCCUCCAAAGAAAAAAACAGAGAUCGCCACAAGUAGCAGACAAUGGUGGAGGUUCGACUGACUUGAAGUUACCAAACGAGGAAAGCAUUAGGGACAGGGUGAAUACUCUAUUGGUGGUUACCACACUUGUUGCCACAAUGGCAUUUGCAGCCGGUUUCACAAUGCCAGGUGGAAACAACGGUGACGCCCCUCAAGAGGGCAUGGCAAUCUUGCUAACCAACGCUAUGUUCCAAGCCUUUGUGAUUUGUAACACCAUAGCUAUGUAUACUGCCAUCCUUGUUGCAGUCUGUCUCAUUUGGGCGCAGUUGGGGGACUUAAAUUUGGUGGAUAUAGCUCUCCGUCUGGCAUUGCCGCUGUUGGGGAUUGCGCUUACCAUGAUUUCCUUAGCCUUCAUGGCUGGGGUUUAUGUGGUAGUUAGCAAUCUUCAUUGGCUUGCCUAUGUUGUAUUGAUCCUGGGAGUCCUUUUCAUUUUCACUGUCUUAGUAGUUUUCACUCCACUCUUUUGCAAAACUACUUCUGGGUCCCGCAUCUUUCGUUGGAUCACUUAUUUUCUCUUCUGUGUGGAAGUAUGGGCUUCUGGAAGUCACAACGAUGACUAA